AUGGAAUCGGCCACUGAAGAACUAUGCCACUGGAUCUCCAACCUCAAGCUGGCCGACAUCCCCCCCGAGCAAGUGACGCGAGCGAAAUACCUGGUUCUCGAUGGGCUGGCCUGCGCCCUCAUCGGCGCCCAACUGCCCUGGUCGCAAGACGCCGUUCACGGCGUUCUCUCCAUGGAAGCAGGGGGGGCGUGUGAGAUUAUCGGAUGGGAGAGGAGAAUUGGCCCGCUUUCCGCCGCUCUGCUGAAUAGCACCUUCAUCCAAGGCUUCGAGCUGGACGAUUACCACCGCGACGCCCCUAUCCAUUCCAACGCCAUCGUGCUUCCGAUCCUACUGGCAGUACUGGAACAUAAUGGAUCAGCAGCAGAGGAAACACCAUAUCAGUCACCGACAGGAGCAGAGUUCCUCUUGGCAGCGAUAGCAGGGUACGAGACCGGCCCCCGCGUCGGACUAGGCGUGUACGGGGUCGAAGUGCUGUCUCGCGGGUGGCAUUCGGGGGCGAUCUUCGGCCCCGCGGCGGCGGCAGCAGCGGCGACGAAGCUGCUGGGCCUGUCGGCGACGCAGACGGAGGAGGCGAUGGGGAUGGCAUGCACGCAGGCGGGCGGGCUGAUGGCUGCGCAGUACGAGAGCAACGUGAAGCGGAUGCAGCAUGGUUUUGCGGCGCGGAAUGGCUUGUUUGCUGCCCUGAUGGCGCGCAGCGGGUACACGGGGAUCAAGCGGGUGCUGGAACGGCCGUACGGCGGCUUUCUCAGCACGUUCAGUCUGGGGAACGGGCGGGAGCCGCGCUAUCGUCCUGAACGGGUGGUCGAGGCGUUGGGAUCGAGCUGGGAGAUGGAUCGGAUCGUGGUGAAGCCGUAUGCGUCCAUGGCGGCCACGCACAGCACCAUCGACGGGCUGAUUGCCCUGCAGGUCCGUCACCCGGGUGAAAUGAAAGACGUGAAUCGCAUCCGUCGCAUCACAAUCGAGAUGUCGGAGCCGGCGUUCAAGAAGGGCGGCUGGAAGCCCGAGAAACCGCUCACCCCGACGGGCGCCCAGAUGACUGCCGUCUACGCGGCGGCCAUGCAGUUGCUGGACGGCCAAGUGCAGCCGGCGCAGUUUGCUCCGGCUCAGCUGGAACGAGUGGAGGUGUGGGAGCUGAUGGAGAGGAUCGUCUGUGUGCACAACCCGGCCCUGGACACAUACCAGCAGCGGAUCCAUGUCGAGAUCGGGCUGGAUGAUGAGACCGUUGCAUUGACGACUCUGACGCAGUUUGUCGACGCCCCGCGCGGAAACAAAAUCCCUCUUUCCAACGAGGAGAUCCUCGACAAAUGGAGGGUCGUCACCGCCGGGGUCAUCACCGCACACCGACGGGCUGCCAUUGAGGAGAUAGUGUUGAAUCUAGACACGGAGCAGGACGUGCGUCCACUGGCUGAAUUGCUCUAUGGACGGACGGAGGAUAUAUUCAGUUAG
This is a messenger RNA of Penicilliopsis zonata CBS 506.65, 1446 nucleotides long. RefSeq lists its product as hypothetical. The record is from RefSeq and is a predicted model, not a curated record. NCBI's taxonomy places the organism in Eukaryota, Fungi, Ascomycota, Eurotiomycetes, Eurotiales, Aspergillaceae. Gene Ontology annotation, molecular function: lyase activity. Bases 1 to 1446 code for a protein of 481 amino acids. The transcript is spliced from 2 exons.